GUCCGCUCUCCACUCACACAAUUAACACUGAUAAGAAGAUAACGCGCUAUCUCUGCUCAUCGCGAUAACAGAGCGACGGAGAAAAUUGCUGAAAAUCAUUAGACGCUGAAAAUUGCAGUUUAUGGUGUCCAGCAAAGUAUCAAAAAUAAUAUCACAGAAAACUUUCAAACAAUUUUCGCGGCGGAAAUGUUAGAAUCGUAUUGUGCUUAGUGUUUUUUUUAGAAACGGUAUCUGAAGUGACCGCAAAUCAUGUAUCUUAAUCAUUGGUGCUUAUAAAAGUGACGUUAUAGAGCAACCAUAAUCAUGGAGGACCAUAAGAUCAUACGACAAGACAAGGAGUAUGAACAAAUCGAUUUGUUGUACGACGAAUGUCUUAGCUACUUGAAACGGUACAGUGAAAAUGAAUUGAUUUUCGAUGAGAAAGCUCUGCUAACUAAUAACAACGGUAAUGAAACGGAAACAGAUGAUCCUGGUUACGAAACUAUAAAAGAUGUUAAAAUAGAGAGUCAAAUUAAAAAUAACAUUAAUUCAGAGAAAUGUGAACAAAACAAUAUUAAAUAUAAAUCGUGCGGUGAACUAAAUGGUUUGAAAUUAACAGAAGCGAAAACAGAACACUAUGUUAACCAAAUAGAUUUCAAAGUUGAAAACGAGGUGGUAUCUGAAAGUGCUACAUCUCUGGAAAUGUUGUCACCUCGUUUAAGAAAACUGUCGGCUCAGCUUCCGAGGAUAAUUAUAACGCAGAGCAAUACCAGUUUGGCGAUAAAACAAGGGAACUUGAAGCUAGAGGAUGUUUUGAUGAGGCAAAACAAAGUCAAAAAGAUACCGGUUACUAAUAAUAGACACAACAUCAGAAGACCUCCUCAGCUACGCCGAGGUGGUUACGGAGAGUUUCCCAAGAGGCUGGUCUCCAAGAACGGCCUGGAGAACAUAGCUGUCAUCUCCAACGUGCCGUUCAGGAAGAUCCGUCUGCUCAACGAUACCUUUCACACUUUGAUCAACCUGCGCUGGCGUUGGAUCGUCCUUGGCACGGUCGUCGUGCACUUCACAAUUUGGCUGGUAUUCGCCGUGUUCUGGUACAUGACAGCGCUGGCACACUACGACCUGGAUCCCAACCCACCGAAUAAGACCUGCGUCACGGGCGGCAAGGAUUUCGUCACCAUAUUCCUGGCGUCGGUGGAAGCUCAGACGACAAUCGGUUUUGGCGAUCGGGCCAUAGACGAAGAAUGCCCCGAGUCGAUCUUCCUUUUCAUAACGCAACUAAUAUUAGGGACUGGUUUGUCUGGAGUGCUGACAUGCGUGGUGUACGCCAAGUUGACGAGGCCGGAGAAGCUGUCGAGAGACGGAGUCGGGUUCAGUAAGAAAGCUGUGAUCAGCAUACGCGACGGACGGCUCUGCCUGAUGAUACGCGCGUGGGACCUCAACUACGACCACAUCAUCAGCUCGGAGUUUAACGCACACUUCGUCCACAUGCAUCGAACCAAGGAAGGCGAGAUGAUCAGAUACUACGCCCGCAGUAUCGCGCUGCAACAGCAGCAGUUCCUCCUAUGGCCAGUGACCCUGGUACACAUCAUAGAUGAGAAUAGCCCAUUCUACACCUUCACACCAGAACACAUCUCCAGUCAGAGUUACGAGAUAACCUUGACCCUGAAAGGAGCUUCUGCAUCCAUGGGCACCUUCACACAGAGCCAAACUUCGUACCUCCCCAAGGAGGUGAUAUGGGGCCAUCGGUUCCCACCAGUAGUUAAAUACGACCAGCGAAAGCAGAAGUAUGUUAUAGAUCACAAGAAACUAGAUGCAACUGAGCCCGUGGAGACGCCAUGCUACAGCGCCUGUCAAUUGUACAGUGAGCUGGAAGAUAACAUAGACACCCAAUCCGGGAAAUCCCCUGGAACUCCGAGCAGCUUCAGCGACAAGAUAUCCGCGUUCCAACUCGAGAGGAGUACUUCCUUCAAGAGGAAAAUUUUAAAAUGAAUUAUUCUUGAUUGUAAUAAGCAAGUUCUAAGAUUUAAUAAAUGAUGACCUAAGGUGGGCUUUUGUAGCGAGCGUCAGCGACGCCGCGACAGAGCGUCCGAUAAAAUUCAAUUCAAAAUUCAAUAUCGUUUAUUCAGUCUAGGCUGUUACAAGCACUU
Messenger RNA from Chilo suppressalis (striped riceborer), 2129 nucleotides. The record is from the annotation of a GenBank genome assembly. NCBI's taxonomy places the organism in Eukaryota, Metazoa, Arthropoda, Insecta, Lepidoptera, Crambidae.